This is a messenger RNA of Funneliformis geosporum, 2805 nucleotides long. The record is from the annotation of a GenBank genome assembly. NCBI's taxonomy places the organism in Eukaryota, Fungi, Glomeromycota, Glomeromycetes, Glomerales, Glomeraceae.
AUGUCCAGUAAAAUUAUUCUCUUAAAUGGUUGUUCUUCCGCAGGAAAAAGUUCUAUUUCCGAAAAAAUUAUGGAGUUAAGGUUUGGUGAAAGAAGUAAUGAAGGAUUACAAUUUAUUCUUGGGCGUAAUAAGCAAGGGCUUCCUGUUAAUGAAGUGAAAAUUAAUUCUUAUGGUGAAAAACUCUUUGAUUCAAUGCCGAGAGUAUUUAAACAAUUAGCGAAUGAUGGACAUAAUCUUAUCAUCGAGGAGGUUAUAUUAGAGAAAAAUUAUUUAGAAAAUUAUAAGGAUAAUUUAAAAAAUUAUCAAGUCUAUUUUGUAAAAGUAAACUGUGAACUAACUAUUUUAGAAAACAGAGAAAAAUCGAGAGGGGAUCGCAUUAUAGGAACAAAUCGUGCUCAAUAUGCAAAAAUGAAAGGUUUGAGUUGGGAAUAUGAUCUUGAAGUUGAUAAUAGUUUGACUAGUGCUUUGGAGAAUGCCCAAAAGGUUUUAGAAUUAGUGAAUGAAAAAAACGAAGAGCCAUAUUUAACUUUUGGCAUCGAUGCAAUUUUGGAAGCCAUGCCUGACAAGUAUUUUGGUUUUGGUAAGCAAGCCGAAUUAGGUUUUCAAUUUGUAUCCAGCCUUGAUGAACAAGGAUUUCCGAUUACCGAAGUUAAAAUUGGGUCUUACGGCAAACUGGUUAGUAGUUCAGUUCCUAAAAUGGUUAAACAAUUAGUCGAUGAUGGAUAUAAUCUUAUAAUUGAUGAAGUGGACUGUGAAUUAUCUCUUAUGGAAGAAAGGGAAAUACUUCGUGGGACCGUGUUUUGGAAUAAUCCGAGUUGGAAGAGUAUUAUUUUGCAAGCUUUGGUUAAUUAUCGCGGGCAACUGUUAGUUGUUUUUAACAAAGAAAACAAUAAUAAUUUUUCUGAAAAGACUAAUUUUGUUGGGGCGUUGGGAAAAAUUAGUUUAGAGGUUUUUGAAGCGGGCAGUUUUGAACAAAUUAUUAGUUCGUGUAAAGAAAUUAAAUUAAAAGAUGAAAAAGCACUAGAUGAGUUAACUGAAAAAUUUAUCCGUCAUUUUUCCAAUAUUCUUGAAAAAACUAAGUUAGGUACAGUCGAAAAAUUUCCUUAUAUGACCAUGAUGAGAGGAAAUAUUAAAAGAUUAGAAUUGCUGAUUAAUUUACCGGAUCGACGAAAGAUUGAAAGUGAUAUUGAAAAAGAUACACGAGAGCGAAUCAAUAACCAACAAGAAGAAUAUUUUUUGCGGGAAAAACUAAAAGCUAUUGAAAAAAGGUUACGAAGUAAAAAGGGUGGCGAAGGAGGCGAGAUGAAUAAAUAUUUGGAUCGAUUAGAAAAAUUUCCUUAUCCUGAUUAUGUUAAAAAAGUAGUUCAAGAAGAAAUUGAACGCUAUGAUUCAAUGCCGAAGCGGAAAGAAGAAAUCAGGGAUUUGAAAUUUGCUCAACAAAAACUCGAUGAGAAUCAUUUUGGUUUGUCUGAGAUAAAAGGAAAAAUUAUUGAAUAUUUAGCGGCUCAACAAAAGGCUGGUAAACCGCUGAAUCAAGUUAUUUGUUUAGUUGGGCCGCCGGGAGUGGGAAAGACUUCUCUCGCAAGUUCGAUCGCGGAAGCAAUGGGAAGGAAGUUCGUGAGCAUUUCUCUAGGAGGCACCCGGGAUGUUGCGGAAAUCAGUGGACACCGUCGUACUUACAUUGGAGCUAUGCCGGGAAAAAUUAUUCAAGCGAUGAAAAGAGUUAAGGUAAUUAAUCCGUGCUUUUUGAUUGACGAAAUUGAUAAAAUUUCUUCUGAUUACCGCGGCGACCCCGCUUCCGCUUUGCUCCAAGUUUUAGACCCCAAUCAAAAUAAGGAAUUUAAGGAUGAUUACUUGGGACAAGAGGUUCCUUAUAAUUUAUCAGAAGUAAUGUUUUUGUGUACGGCUAAUACUCUCGAUUUACCCUUGCCAUUAUUGGAUCGAAUGGAGAUAAUUCGUUUGUCUUCUUAUACUGAAAUGGAAAAGUUUCACAUUGCAAAAGAACAUUUGCUUCCUGAGAAUUUAAAAAAGUAUAAUUUAAAUUCAGGAGAAAUAGUUUUUGAAGAUCAAACUAUUCGGGAUAUAAUAAAAUACUAUACUCGUGAAGCUGGAGUACGAGAACUUAACCGAAAAAUCCAAGUAAUUAUUCGUAAGUUUAUAGUUAGACUCCUCCAAAAUCUAGAAAAUAAAACGGUUAUUACCCCUGACAACUUGAAAGAUUAUUUAAAGAAAAGAAUUCACGAAUUUACUCCGAAGCAAAAAAACCCGAAAGUGGGGGUGGUUAAUGGCUUGGCGUGGACUGGAUAUGGCGGCGAUAUUUUACCUAUUGAGGUAAACUUAGUUACCGGAAAGGGUGAACUGGGAAGGUCAACCGGUAGUUUAGGGAAAGUAAUGAAAGAAUCCGUUGAAGUAGCUUUUAGUUACAUUCAGUCUUAUUUAGAAGAAAAUAAAAAAACUUUUAAAAAAGCACUGGCUUUGUUAAGAAAACGGGAUGUUAAUAUUCAUGCUCCAGAAGGAGCGGUAGAAAAAGAAGGACCGAGUGCCGGAAUUGCUUUAACCACCGCCAUUAUUUCUGCUUUGACUAACCAAAAGGUGCCAACUGAUAUUGGCAUGACCGGAGAAAUUACUUCUAAAGGAAAAGUGCUUGAAAUUGGUGGAUUAAAAGAAAAAGCUAUCGCGGCUUGCCGUAGUGAGUUGAAAACGAUUAUAAUUCCUAAAUCUAAUGAAAAAGACAUUGAAGAUAUUCCUGAAGAGGUUCGUCGGGAACUUAAAAUUCUUCCGGUUGAAGAAUAUGAAGAAGUUUGA